GCGACCGAGCACCGAAACUUGAGCUUGGAUGUGAUGUUUAAGAUGAAGACAGUGGUCGUGCAGCUCCCACGGGCCGUAUUGGCCAGCACGGACAAAGCGUUGCUGUCAGUUCUGUUAACGAAGGCAAUGGUACCGGACCCUUUGGGCAAGUUCAGCAGUCUUUCAAGUAGCACACAGAUGGAAAUCAUAUGACAUAGAAUAUUUGGGUGCCAUCUUCCUCACAGAGCUUGAAGAAUUGCAGAAGACAUAAACACUAAUGAAUUUGAGAAAGUGGUAAAGAUUUUGGGGGAAGGGAAAAAGCACCUGCUUUCCAGAUCUGCUACUUGGCCGAAUGCUAAGAUGUCUGUGGACAUGAAUAGCCAGGGUUCUGACAGUAAUGAAGAGGACUAUGAUCCAAAUUGUGAAGAGGAAGAGGAGGAGGAAGAAGAGGAGGACCCUGGGGACAUAGAGGACUAUUAUGUGGGAGUAGCCAGUGAUGUGGAGCAACAGGGAGCUGAUGCCUUUGAUCCUGAGGAGUACCAGUUUACCUGCUUGACCUACAAGGAGUCAGAGGGUGCCCUCAACGAGCACAUGACCAGCUUAGCCUCUGUAUUAAAGGUAUCUCAUUCAGUUGCUAAACUCAUAUUAGUUAAUUUCCACUGGCAAGUCUCAGAGAUAUUGGACAGAUACAAGUCCAAUUCCGCCCAGCUGCUCGUUGAGGCUCGCGUUCAGCCCAAUCCAUCAAAACAUGUCCCCGCCACCCAUCCCCCUCACCACUGUGCAGUGUGUAUGCAGUUUGUGCGGAAGGAAAACCUCCUCUCUCUGGCUUGUCAGCACCAGUUUUGCCGCAGCUGCUGGGAGCAGCACUGUUCUGUGCUUGUCAAGGACGGCGUGGGCGUGGGGGUUUCUUGUAUGGCUCAGGACUGCCCACUCCGAACACCAGAGGACUUCGUGUUUCCGUUGCUGCCCAACGAAGAAUUGAAAGACAAAUACAGACGCUACCUCUUCAGGGACUAUGUGGAGAGUCAUUACCAGCUCCAGCUGUGCCCUGGUGCAGACUGCCCCAUGGUUAUCCGGGUACAGGAGCCCAGAGCUCGCCGAGUGCAGUGCAAUCGAUGCAACGAGGUCUUCUGUUUCAGGUGUCGUCAGAUGUAUCACGCCCCCACAGACUGCGCCACAAUCCGGAAAUGGCUCACGAAGUGUGCAGAUGACUCUGAAACGGCCAACUACAUUAGUGCACACACUAAAGACUGUCCCAAGUGCAACAUCUGCAUUGAGAAGAACGGGGGCUGCAAUCACAUGCAAUGCUCCAAGUGUAAACACGACUUCUGCUGGAUGUGUCUAGGAGACUGGAAGACCCACGGCAGUGAGUACUACGAGUGCAGUCGGUACAAGGAGAACCCUGACAUUGUCAACCAGAGCCAGCAGGCCCAGGCCAGGGAGGCCCUUAAGAAAUACUUGUUCUACUUUGAGAGGUGGGAAAACCACAACAAAAGCCUGCAGCUGGAGGCACAGACAUACCAGCGGAUCCAUGAGAAGAUCCAGGAGAGGGUCAUGAACAACCUGGGGACGUGGAUCGACUGGCAGUACCUACAGAACGCAGCCAGGCUUUUGGCCAAGUGUCGAUACACCUUGCAGUACACCUAUCCAUAUGCGUACUACAUGGAGUCUGGACCCAGGAAGAAACUGUUUGAAUACCAGCAGGCUCAGCUGGAAGCUGAGAUCGAAAACUUGUCCUGGAAAGUAGAGCGUGCAGACAGCUACGAUAGAGGGGACUUGGAGAACCAGAUGCACAUAGCGGAGCAGCGGAGGAGAACCCUGCUGAAGGAUUUCCAUGACACCUAGGGGGCAUGGAUGCCGGCGUGUGAAGAAGGCCCAGCUGAGAGAGCGGCCUCUGAGCUGCCACAACUGCAUGCUGCAGGCUGACGUUAACCCUGGCGCCAGCCAGGGCCACUCCCGAGAGACACUGGCAACACCCCUCUUAGUUGAUUUCUGUUUUCUGCUCAUCUUUUGCUUUUCCUCCCAGGGUAAGAAGCCAUGUGGACGGGGCUUCUUUUUCAGGACCUUUAAUUCUCUCCCUGGAUGGUUGUUGGGCGGGAGGGGAGGUUUUUUUCUGAAUGGCUAUUAAUUAGAUUAGAUCAUUACAACUUAUGUAAAUCUCAGAGGCUGUACAAUUAGACACACAGAGGAGGAGGGGGAAAAAAGCAAACUAUAGAAUAACACAAACCCUUUAUGAAAAUAAAUUGGCAUUGGAAUGUUUACCCUCUAUUUUCCUCAGAACUUCACAUGCACUGCCCACCCACUUUGCCUCCAAACGAAUGUCUGCUCUUCAGGAGGGGCCGCAGCUGGGGUCCCAAGGGAUACCUAGUGACAGGUGGUGUGUCUUGCAGGUCUCCUGCCUGCUUCUUCUCUUUUGUGAGGAGGUGCACCUGCCUCACCUUGGCCAUGAGGAGGUAGCCCAAGGUAGGGAUUUCCUCCCCGGGUGCCCUGUUGUGGUGCUGCAGAUCCUUGGGCUCAUCUUCAUUCUUGGAAGUGAGGCUGACCCAGGCUGGCUGAGGCUGGAGCCCCCAGUAGAACCACAGGGGGGUGUAUGUGGUCCUCCGAGCCAGGAUUUCCUCUUGUCCAAUAGAUAGACCCCCAUUUUCAUAUGGAGCUGAUCCUCCAAGUGAGUUUGUUUUCUUGGUACCUUCUUUUGUGCCAGUGUUCUAUAGUGGUGGUCACCCUGACGAGGGUCACUUGCCUGCCCGGUCCUGCUGCACCUUCCUCUGGGAAGCAUUCCGGUCAGCGUUUGACAUGGUCCUUGCAAGGGCAUUGGGGCCAGAUUGCAUGUCACCUGGGGUACACCCAGCAGUUGCCUGCACCCCAUGCCUGAUGCCCAUCAGGAAAUGCUCCUUUGAAGGCCCAGGAACCUGAGGCCUGGAGCCUCCUUGCUUUCUGCUCUCAGCUCCUGUCCUGGGAGGGGCUGGCAGAGAGGGGGAGGGUGGCAGUUUAUGGAACAGUCAGGCCAAAAGGAGCCAGUGGUUCACGUGGUGCCCUACCUGUCCCAACCUGGACCUGUGGGCCUUUGUAAAGUGAGGGCUGUGGUCUCUGCAGCCUCCACUCAGACUGGCAGGUCUCUUUGUCUCCCAGAAGAGCCAAUUAGGGAGAUGACUUGUGCACAUUGUUGGAAGUUCUUUGUUCGUAUAUUUUCACCUCCAGUCAGCCAUUUCCCAGGUACCAUGUAAGCUGUGAAACCCAGUCACCCUUGAACUAGAGGACAGCUGUGACUCUCGGGAUUCAGGGCUACCUGGCUGACUACAGGGCCCCUUUCUCCCUUCUCAGGUUGUGUCUUCCUGUUGUCCUCAGCCAGCAAGGAGGCAUGUGGUGUAGGGUGAGGGCACGGGAGCCCAGUGUAGGUCUGUGGGACGCUUGCUGUGCCUGGGCGCGUGAGACUAGUGGGAUGCAAAUGCUCUGUUGAUGCAUACGUGCGUGCGGAUCCUGGUGGCUGGAGCCUCCCUCAUGGCUGCGUCCUUCCUGAGGCACGGCCGCUGCAGCUCCGCCCUCUGAGUCACACCUGGGGCAGGGCUGGUGUUUUCUGCACCUGCAUCUCAUGUGGCCCUGGCCACUGACUCUGCAGGGCGCUCUGUGCCGACCUCCAGCUGGCACCCCUGACCUGUGGAGAGCUUCCUUUUGUGCCUCCUGUGACUGUCCUUUGUUCGUGUCUGCCUUCGGAAGGACAGAGAGGAAGGGAGGCAGCAGUGUUUCCCUGGAUUCACCAUCUCUUUGCUCUUCAAAGAGUAAACUGAGGCGGGUCAUCUGCUCAGCAACGAGUCGUUUAUUCAAAUAAAAUGUACGUUUCUGAUGAUAAAA
Echinops telfairi (small Madagascar hedgehog) is the source of this 3828-nucleotide messenger RNA. RefSeq names its product ariadne RBR E3 ubiquitin protein ligase 2 (gene ARIH2). Gene Ontology annotation, biological process: ubiquitin-dependent protein catabolic process; positive regulation of proteasomal ubiquitin-dependent protein catabolic process; protein polyubiquitination. Lineage: Eukaryota; Metazoa; Chordata; Mammalia; Afrosoricida; Tenrecidae. Gene Ontology annotation, molecular function: ubiquitin conjugating enzyme binding; ubiquitin protein ligase activity; zinc ion binding. The record is from RefSeq and is a predicted model, not a curated record. Gene Ontology annotation, cellular component: cytoplasm; ubiquitin ligase complex. The coding region runs from base 340 to 1824 and encodes 494 amino acids. The transcript has 17 exons.